Molecule: messenger RNA, 683 nt
Organism: Protomyces lactucae-debilis
Lineage: Eukaryota; Fungi; Ascomycota; Taphrinomycetes; Taphrinales; Protomycetaceae
Product: GAF domain-like protein
Exons: 2
Coding region: 1-558 (185 amino acids)
Cellular component (GO): cytosol
Molecular function (GO): protein binding; L-methionine (R)-S-oxide reductase activity
Source: RefSeq, a predicted model, not a curated record
AUGGGCUUCCCUGGCGAAUUACAAUUUUGGCACGUGCACGCAGAUGCUUCUUCCUUUAGCCAGAAUGCUACUAAGCAAGAGGUAUACGAACAGGUGCUUGAAUCUUCUAUAGCUCUAUUCGAGGGCCAACGAAAUUGGGUCGCGAAUCUGGCCAAUGCUGCCAGUUUGCUAUGGCACGGCUUCCAUUCAUUGCCAUCACCCUCCAAUAAGGUGAAUUGGGCAGGUUUCUACGUUUUGGAUCCAAACACUAGUAAUCAACUCAUUCUCGGACCCUUCCAAGGCAAAGUUGCUUGUCAGACGAUUCGAUUUGGCAAAGGUGUUUGCGGUCAAACUGCCCUACAAGCAGAAACUGGUCUUGUGAAGGAUGUCCACACGCACCCUGACCACAUUGCCUGCGAUUCCCAAACAAAGUCUGAGAUUGUGGUACCUAUCAUUGCUGAUGGCAAGGUCGUCGGGGUGAUUGACAUUGAUUGCGAGGAGCUAGAAGGGUUUGACGAAGAAGAUCGAAAGUACCUGGAGCAGUACGCUGCUUUGCUGGCGAAAUCUUGUAACUGGUAGAUCAGUAUGGAACCGAGAGACCCGUGCUUCUCCCACAACGCUGUCCUAAUGAGAGUGCCAUAUCCCAGAUAGAACUAGAUUGGAUUGCUUUCGUAAUUGCAUCGGACCACGCUUGACUGCCCCCG